GAUUGAAUAUAAAAUGCACAAUUUACUACUACUUGAUUGUUCUAAUAUUCAGACACUUCUGCAUAUUCUGCACUUAGGUUUAUUCUCCUUUCCUUUUAUUUUGAAAUGACGGGAACAUAUUUGCAAAACUUUCUUGAUAACAUGCAUAUCACCUGUUGCCAUUCGAAAUACCAUUAACUUAGUUUAAAUAAUACUAUAGUCAUCACUCUUUACUUAGUGUUGAAGUACUGCUAUUUAAUAUUACGAAAGUUUAACAGUUUAACUUUCAGACAGAGGUCUCCUGCCAUCUAGCGGUAAGCUAUUAUACUGCAGUUACAUUCUAUAUUGAAAUAGUGACCAUGAUUAUACAUUCAUUUCCCUUCUUUCAUGUAGCCUAUCAAUUGGAAAUUGUAAUAAAGCAUGAUUCAAACAUUUUAUGACACAUACAAAUAUAUAUUUUCUAUUUUCAUAUUAAGUCUUUCAUUGCCAUUCUCUGACAAUUUCUUGCUAAAAUAUAAUAUAAUAUAAUAUGUUUUAUUUAAACUCUCAGUCCCAGUUUAAUUAUAUCAACAAUUAAUAUUUGCGAACCAUUUUUUUUCUGAUCAUGUUUCAGUUUAACACUUAUUCGGUCUUUACAUUCUUAAUAAUACAGAGAUUAUUCGCGGGGGUUCUCGUGUGUUUCGGAUCCACCCAUGUGUUUCCAGCAGCAGCAGUCUGAGUUGUCUAAACACGUGCCACUGAAAUAGCUUUGCGCAUCACGCAUGACAACAGCGGCCACUCGUCGUGAUUUGUUCCAGCGCACAUCAGUGAACAGACACGGAACGCGGCCGCUUCCGCCGCAGCCAACGAAAUCUCACCGGGGGCGGGAUUCACACAAAGAAUCAUCCGCCGUUAUGACGUCACCUCCGCAGUGUCGCGCGCACCCGCUGAGAGACGCGCGCCUCGUCACAUCAAGGAAACGCUACUGUUGAACUCAAGGCACCAUGGCCACACCAACGUAUUUAGAUCCAGAUUUGGUUCGGGAGGUGCUGGAAUGUCCUAUUUGUCUGGAGACCUACAACCAGGAUCAGCUUCGACCCAAACUGCUGCAGUGUGGUCACUCCGUGUGUCGCCAGUGCCUUGAGAAACUCCUCGCCAGCACGAUAAAUGGCGUGCGCUGCCCCUUCUGCAGCAAGGUGUCUCGUAUGAGCAGUAUUUCCCAACUGGCUGACAAUCUCACCGUGUUGAAGAUCAUCGAUUGUGCAAGUUCAUGUGGCUCAACCAUGGGUCUCAUGUGCAAGUCUUGUAAAAACCGCCUGCCCCGGCAGUACUGCAGUGACUGCAGCAUUGUGUUGUGUGAUAUUUGUAAAAAUGAGGGUCACCAGCAUCAGGGUCACGUCGUACAGGCCAUUCGUGUGGCUGCUGAACAGCGCCGGAAAGACAUCAGCGGGAAGCUUUCUAACUUGCGGGAAGCAAUGGGAAACAUUCAGAAGAAGAAGGCAGCUAUCGACAACUUGACAAAAUCACUCAGACUGAAGUACAAGGCUGUUCAGCAGGAAUAUGCCAAGGCUGAGUUGCGGCUCCAGGAGGAACUUGGCCGUUCGCGCCGUGCCUUUGCCACCUCCUUGGCUGAAAUAGAGAAACUCAAUGCCCAGAUUCUGGAGGAGCAAACUUACCUGCUCAAUAUCGCUGAAGUGCAGGUAGUGUCUAGAUGUGACUAUCUAACCAUGAGGAUCAAGCAGACAGAUAUUUCUCUACUGGAGGAAGGGAGCAACAAUGAAGAAGAAGAGUUGGACUUAAAAACCAAUCUGCCCGUCAUUCUGAAACUACAAGAACCUGAAUUUGUUAAAACGGAGUGCUCGAAAGCCUUGGACGUUGGGCAGCUGACCACAAAACCCUGUACUGUCAAUGCCGAGGAAGAAGACAGACUCGAUUUCGCCACUUCUGUUGCCACCCCUUUGGACAUUUACCGUGAUAUUGACAUGGAAACGGCAGUCGAAGAGGCCGUUUGCGCUUCUCCCGGCAGCUUCAAGUCCAAGUCUGUCGACGGAGGUGGACCUUCUCCAGGAGCUUCUAGUGGGCAACUCUGUCAGUUUGUGAAAAAGAUGGGCUGCAAGGGCAAUCUGCCGGGCAUGUUCAACUUGCCGGUAAGCAUUUGUGUCACCCCGCAGGGUGAGGUGCUCGUGGCCGACCGAGGAAACUACCGCAUCCAGAUCUUCAACCGCAAGGGCUUCCAAAGGGAGAUACGGCGCAACCCGAGCAGCAUCGACAACUUUGUCUUGAGCUUCCUAGGUGCUGACCUGCCCAACCUCAUCCCACUCUCCAUUGCAAUCACUGCUCAGGGCCUCAUCGGUGUCACCGAUAACUAUGACAACUCUGUGAAGGUUUACACCACCGAAGGCCACUGCAUUGCUUGUCACAAGAACCAGCUCAUCAAGCCAUGGGGAAUCGCGGCCAUGCCUUCGGGCCAGUUUGUCGUGUCAGAUGUCGAGGGGGGAAAGCUGUGGUGCCUGGCCGUGGAUCGUAAUGUAGGGGUUGUGAAUUACAACCGCUUAUGUUCGGCUGUCAGGCCCAAAUUUGUAACUUGUGACUCCUCAGGUACAGUCUACUUCACACAGGGCUUGGGGCUAAACAUCGAGAAUAGACACAAUGAACAUCACCUUGAGGGGGGUUUCUCAAUCGGCUCGGUGGGCAUGGAUGGCCAGCUGGGAAAGCAACUCAGUCACUUCUUUUCAGAGACCGAGGACUUUCGAUGCAUUACCGGCAUGUGUGUUGACUCCAGUGGGGACCUGAUCGUGACAGACAGCGGGCGUAAGGAGAUAUUGCAGUUUCCUAAAGAAGGCGGCUAUAAUAUUCUCAUUCAGGAGGGCCUUACCUGCCCUGUAGGGGUAGCUGUUACUCAAAAGGGACAACUGCUUGUCUUAGAUUGCUGGGACCACUGUGUGAAGGUCUACACUUACUUGCAAAGGAGACGUUCCUCUACAUGUUAAGACUGCUGUGUGGACAAUUUAUUAGACGUCACUUUAAUUAAAUGGCUUCAUUACAAAUGCGUUUGCUUCUCAGUGAUUUCUGAUCUGUGGUUUGCAGUGGCCGGGAUCAGGCAGCUAAGCCGCAACCAUUCACCACUGCCAUGGAGCAACUGGAUGAUGGCUUAUGGGUAUUAGUGUGGAUGAUUUGGGCAAAUGGAUUUCGAAAUAUAGCACAACUGAUGGCAAUAACUGACAAUAUUGUUCUUUAUUUUGCACACGCAAGUCAGUUCUCAUAUGUUAUUUAUGGUUUUUCUGUGCUGCUGUACAGGCAUUAAGAUUUGUCUUGAGUUACUGAGAAGAUAUUUUUUGUAGUUGCUGUAUAAAUUAUAUUAAAGGUAUAUUCCUGUUUCAGUACAAGUAAGGCUCAGUCAACAGCAUUUGUGGGAUAAUGUUGAUAGUUACAAAAAAAAAAAAGUAAAUGUUACGUUGAGGCAAUUACUAUUUAAAUGGAGCCAAUUUUUGGAGAAUUUAAGAGCCAUUAAGAAAAUUUAAGAGAAUUUAAAAUCCCUUACAUUCUUAUGUUAAAAUGUGUUAUUUCAGCUGCAUUUUUACAGUCAAUUUAGGCAUUUUGUUUUCAUGGCAACAAAAUAACAUUGGAAAUAACUUUAGACAGAUAAAGUUUAGAAAGUAGGGAAGUCUGAUCCAAAUUGAAUAUUGAGUAUCUGCCGAUACCGAGUCCCGAUCCGAUACUUGUAUUUUCCUAGUGCUUGAUGUACACUUCAUGGACAUUAUAGCCAAUUUAUGAAGUUAUUAAAAUCAAUCCAAUUCAUACAGGUAUGCACAGAGAGUUUUUCAGGGACAGAAGCUUUUUCAGAGAGUUUUUCAGAGACUACAGAUAGAAGUAAAUGGUAAAUAAAUUACUUUCGAGUGGUUUGUUACUGAAGUGCACAUCAAAUAUGUUAAACACAGAAGCUCGGAAUAUGUGCGUGAGGUGCUAGAACAGACCUCAUUGGUUCUUGCACCUCACACACAUUUGAGCAUUUUCUUUUCCUUUUAAUGUCGGUUGCAUACCGCCACCUACUGCACGACACCGGCAUGGCAGCUGACGUAAAAUAAAGAUCGGGGCUUAGCAUAACAGAUACAGAUCAGUUAAAGGGGUCAUAUGAUGCCAUUUUUAAAGAUCAUUAUUUUGUGUAUUUGGUGUAACAGAAUAUGUUGACAUGCUUUAAUGUUCAAAAAACACAUUAUUUUUCAAACACUGUACAUUGUUGUUCAUCUAUGCCUUGCCUCUCUCAAACGUCGUUUUCUACAAAGCCCCUCCUUCCGACAAGCACUGCUCUGAUUGGCCAUCUGAUCCAGUGCAUUGUGAUUGGCCGAACACUACAAGCGUGCGUCGGAAAUGUAACGCCCCUUACCAUAAUCGCAAAGUAAAUAUAAAGACUGUUAAUAAUGUUGUUAGUUUUACCAUCAGUUCAAGCCCAAAAGGGGAACAGAGUCGCAUGACUGACACACAGUGAUGAUGCUCGUAUGUAUUUGCAGUACACAAGCCGCAUUUAAGACCGCUGACGUGCUGUGAUUUCUGACUGGCUGUACACUCCGCUGUGAUGUGACCCUGUUCCCCUCUCAAACACACACAACGCGUUACUCUACACUGCACAAAACUCUGCAUUUGAACAGUCAAUAGCAAAUACUUAAACUAAUAACAAAACAUACAUACAGUCGCUGAUUCAGAAGCGCCAGAUUGUCAUAGCAAAGUCGGAAUUGACCCUUUUUUUUUUUUUUUAAAUAGUCUUUGUGCACAGCCAGCCUUGUACUCUCCUAGGUUCACGAAACUGUCGUCCAUAAAAUGAGUUGCACAAAUUCAAAUAUUUGGGUUGUGCUGUUGUGUUGUAAACAAAUCUUAACCAAUGAUUCCUAAUUGCAUCUACUUUCUGAAGGCCAAAUAAAGUGCUUUUGCAUAGAAACACACAGCGUCUCCCUGACAUGGCUGCAUCAACACUAAUGCGGUUACUGAAACCACGCCUUCUUUCUUUGCGUGCACAUUUGGGUGGCAUUACGCAAAUAUUUCCACAUUGUGGCAUAGACAUGUGGGGGCGUGUUUGAAUGAGGCGUUUCAGCCCGAUCUGGAUCCACCUUCUCUUUUAGAUAGAAUAAAUCCUUUUGUGGGAGACUUUGAGCUUUGCAACUCUGCAGAUCUUAUACAUGCACAAACAGCUACAUAACACACUAAAGAAAAGGAAAACAAGAAAUUGCAUCAUAUGACCCCUUUAAAAUAUACUCAAUUUUUAUUAUUUUUUUUUAAACACUACAUUCUUGUUAACGCUAAUGCUUUUUUUUUUUUUUUUUUUGUUAGUUGUUGCAUAUUCAUUUUUCUUUUUAAACUGUCAGUUGUAACGUUUGCAGAUUGGCCCCAUCCACCUCCUUUGUCUAAAUGCCUUACUUUGUCUAAAUGCUCUUUUGCAUUAAAGAAAUUAUGGCUGUUUUUGGUGUUAAUAAACAUAAUGCCACAAGUGUUGUUGAUUAAGCUUAACUUGUACUGAACCUAGAAUAUUCCUUGAAUGGGAAGGAUUGCUGUGGAAAAUGUUAAAUGUGCUGACUCAAAACACUUCUGUGAGUGUCAUGUUCAUGUGUAAUUGUUGUAAUGAGUUCCCAUAAUGCCCUUACUAUUAAAGUGCCCCUUCAUACCUGAAACGUGUCACUAAAGGACCUUCUGAUUUAUGUAACAGUAUGAAUCUUCCAUAUAUUGAAAUAGUUACACCUAAAGAACAAUAAGCUUGAACAAACGUUAAGUAAUUGUUACUACAACAGAUGAGAUUAUAAUUAAAUGAUCUCAAUUAAAUUGUCUGUUAUUGUUAAUUAUUUACUGUGAAUUGGCUUAUAGUGUACUCUAGUUUGUGAUAGCAUUACUCUGUUGCAGGAACCAAAGGAAUGUUAAAUUCAGGAGAUAUUUACUAGCCUAUCAUCAGAGUAACUGCAAUAGUUCGACUGAAGCAGGGAAAUGACUCAGCAAUUUACAGACUAUAUUAAAAUCAUAUAUGAUAUUAUGUUUUGCAUUGAAGUGUCCUUGUAUUAAAGAGCUGGAUCUUAAAACUCUCCUGUUUGAAAGCUUUAGAUAGCUUUGAACUCUGUGUCUUAAAAUUCUGGUUAUGAUAUGGGCCUGUAUGUUCAAAUGUGUUCUGGAGCAGAUUAUGGCUAUACAAACAAUCACAAAUAGAUUAGAACAUAAACCUAUGAUCACAAUUCAUAACACAACACAAGUGUGCAUUGCAUUCUUUGGCUUGCAGAGGAUAAUGUAGUGGAUGCUAGUGUGAACGUCUUUCAUGUCAGUUUUCUUAUUUAGGUACUCAACUACUGUCACUGUCAACGUCAUAACAUAAUGUAUUAUGUUAGAACUUAAGUUAAAUGGCACAUACAUUUGAAGGUAACUAAUGUCACCGUCUUGAGCACUAAGGUUUGUUAUUGCCAAAUAACACAAGACUGCAUGUGAAAUAUCACAAGUUGUCAGUGCACUGGUCAUGAAUUUGCAUAUGUGCAGUUGUGAAAAGUAUGUUUCUGGCCUUAAGUUUUAAAAAUGCAUUUGUACAUUACCAACACAUGCAGACAGCCUGCAUUGGCCUUAUAACAAAUGCACUCUCCUUGCACAAGAGAUCCAGAGAAACUGGUAAUGUGCACUGUCUGUCAUGCCAUUAGAUAAGGAAAAUGAUUUCCAAUGAGUUGCCUGUCCAUGUUAGGACUUUGAAAGACCACUUUAAUGUAUGCCUUUACACUGCGGGCAUAAUUAAAUAGUUAAAUUCAUCUAGCUUUAACCUUAAAGAAAAAAAAAAAAACACUUUAAUCACACAAAUUCUGUUGAAAUGCAAGAGUAAAGACAAUGAAAAUGGAAAUAAUGUAACAAGCACAUUUUAUUCACCUCUUUCUGACAAUUUGUUCAACUUGUUUUGACUGUUUCCAGAGGUUCAUCUAUGGCCUUCUUUAAUAAUGUAUUUUUGGCUUGUGUUAGGAUUUGUGCUCUUUAUUUUAAUGCCUCUCACUUAAUAUGUCAUAUAUGUAAUAAAAUGUAUAGAAGUAAUAUAUGUUUUACCAGUAUAUAUUGUCAUCGCCUUGCUUUGUCUAGUCAUUGACAAAUUGAUUUCUAACUAGUUUCAAGUAUCAAUACAUGUACCUUUUUUCAGAAAACACAGGAGUAUGCAAUCAUCUCAAACAACUCAAUAUGCUAACCAACUUGGCAUGAUUGAAAAAUUGCUAGAGGAAUCAUUGCUAUUAAAAGAUCUAGUAAGCAUUAUCAUCAUGGAUGCACAAAGCAAGAUAUGAUUAAUGAGGCCCAUGUCUUUUGUUACUUAUUUUUACUUUUAGCAAAUGUAUUAAGCUCGAUCCACAAUGCAAUAAAUAUAUUUUGUCCUACUGUACACAGUGACGUCAAUACAAGACCAUCAUGGGUGAUUUUUUAAAAUUUAUUUAUUUAUUUUUUUCUCCCUUUUGUUAUUGGUUGUCAAAGUAUAAUGUGAUGUCAUUUGUUCAUGACUUGUUGCACAAGUAACUUUUAACAUUGUCCAUCAUGCUUUAGGUCAAACGGCCUAAACAUUGAGUACAUUUUCUCACACUAUUGUGCUUUUGUCAGGGUUCAAUGGCAGGAGAUUCUGAAUUGACAUUAAUUUCAUAAGAUCUAAGCGUAAUCAUGUUAAAGCAUUGAUGUUGGUGUCAGUGAAAUGAGUCCCAGAUUUGUGUCUGUACUGUUCAUGACCAAUUGCGUGCAAUAAAAACAACAUCUGAGAUUCUGUUUUUUUUU
Onychostoma macrolepis is the source of this 7713-nucleotide messenger RNA. RefSeq names its product tripartite motif containing 32 (gene trim32). Gene Ontology annotation, molecular function: zinc ion binding; protein binding. The transcript has 2 exons. NCBI's taxonomy places the organism in Eukaryota, Metazoa, Chordata, Actinopteri, Cypriniformes, Cyprinidae. The record is from RefSeq and is a predicted model, not a curated record. Bases 963 to 2948 code for a protein of 661 amino acids.